AUGGCCGAUGGUACUCGCUAUCUGGACCACCCUGUCGGAGAUCUCUACCUCAACUCCUUCCUAUCGAAAGAAACCGCCGCCGCCACCGACGCCGUACUGUUGAACACGCUCCUGGGCCGAUUCGCCACGAAAGACUCCUCUCCAAACCCACCAUCUAACCCGAACCCACGGGCCAAUCUGCUAGGCAUGUUCUCACAGAAUCACCAGCAGGGCCACAACUCCCGCAUCAAUGGGGGCCCCGGCGGCCGGGGCAUCCCCAUGCUGUACAACUACCAACAGCAACAGCAACAACACCACCAGACUCACCUCCAGCACCACCAGGCUGCCCAAGCCGAACAUGCUGCGCACAACGGCAAUGGCGGUGUCAUGGGCCACCACUCGGCCUUCUCCUCUGGCGUCAUGGGAAACUCGAGUCCAUACAGCUCCAACGGCUUGCAGAACGGCCAGGGAGGGGCGUCGCGGGGAGGCCAAGCACAACAGAUGACCGAACACUGGGCCGAGCAGCUGCGGCUCUACGAAGAGUCCAAGCAAGCCCACCGCGCCAUGACCGAACAGAACCAACCGCACUACUACGCCAGACUCAAGGCCUCGGAGAACCGUGGCAUCGCGGGUCCCUCCCCCACCUCUGGCAAGAACGGCGACGACGACGCGGACGACAGGAGACGGCCGUACAGCGUGGAGAAGAACGCCAAGGAACGGCAGAACUGGCACAACAUGGACCUGAGCGGUCAAGGGCUCCGGAACCUCGCUCCGGCCCUCUUCCGCUACCAGUUCCUCCACGAUCUCUUCAUUGCCUCCAAUAGACUACAGACCCUACCCGCGGCCAUUGGGCAAUUGCGCCAGCUCCGUUAUCUCAACGUGUCGUUCAACCAGAUCAAAGACCUCCCCGCCGAACUCGGCAUGUGCACGUAUCUCAACCAACUGCUCCUCUUCGACAACCAGAUCCACACCCUCCCCUUCGAACUGGGUUCCCUACACCUGCUGGACGUCCUCGGUAUCGAGGGCAACCCUAUCGACCCGGAAAUGAAGCAAGAGAUCAUGGAGAAGGGCACAAAGAGCUUAAUUAACCUGUUGAAAGAGCAAGCUCCAGUGCCGCUGCCGCCCUCCCCUCGAAAGUACAUUACCGUUCAAGAAGAUGUGUCGCCUACGUUGGAAAGGGUCAAGGUCUUCUCCUGGAACGUUCUGUGUGACAAGUACGCGACGCCGCAAACGUAUGGAUACACGCCGACGGGUGCUUUGAACUGGGAAUACCGAAAAGCCUGCAUAUUUGACGAGCUACGCGAGAAGGAUGCCGACCUGCUGUGCCUGCAGGAGAUCUCGACCGAGGCAUUCAAGGAGGAAUUCAGUCCGGAGCUGGCGCAGAUGGAUUACAAGGGAGUGCACUGGCCCAAGACCCGCGCCAAGACGAUGGCCGAGAAGGAUGCGCAGGGAGUCGACGGUUGUGCGACAUUCUACAAGGCCAGCAAGUGGAUCCUGCUCGACAAGCAGGUCAUUGAGUUCGCCGCCAUUGCCAUCAACCGCCCGGACAUGAAGAACCAGCACGACGUCUUCAACCGUGUCAUGCCAAAGGACAACAUCGCUGUCGUCGUCUUCCUCGAGAGCCGAGCCACAGGCUCGCGCAUCAUCCUCGUCAACGGACAUCUGGCAUGGGAGUCCGUCUUGGCAGACGUCAAGCUUAUCCAGACGGGUAUCCUAAUGGAGCAGAUUACGAAGUUCGCCGAGAAGUACGUCCGCUGGCCGGCGCUCAAGGACAAGAAGCUCAUUACCUUCUCUGCUACCGGCAAAGACGGGGAUGAGCCGCCGCCACCAGCAAAAGAGCCGGGUCCCAGUCAGGAAUACCGAAACAACACCGAUAUCCCCCUGUUGGUGUGUGGAGAUUUCAACUCGACGGAGGACAGCUCGGUCUACGAGCUGUUGUCCAUGGGCCGCGUCCCGCCAAACCACCAGGAGCUGUCCAGCUUCCAGUACGGCAGUUUCACGCGAGACGGCAUCGAACACCCCUUCAGCCUGCGGGACGCCUACGCGCACAUCAAAAACACGCCCGACGAGAUGCCCUUCACCAACUACACGCCCGGCUUCUCGGAUGUCAUCGACUACCUGUGGUACUCGACCAACACGCUUGAAGUGGUGGAUCUGCUGGGCCCGCCAGACGCUACAUAUCUCAAGCGGGUGCCAGCGUUCCCCAAUUACCACUUCCCGGCCGACCACAUCCAGAUCAUGGCCGAGUUCGUCAUCAAGGCCAGGAAGGACAAGAAGUCGCCCCACCCGGAGCCGGAUUUUGGAUCAGGUAGCCAAGGGCAAGGCCGUUGA
Colletotrichum higginsianum IMI 349063 is the source of this 2310-nucleotide messenger RNA. RefSeq names its product endonuclease/Exonuclease/phosphatase. Gene Ontology annotation, cellular component: CCR4-NOT complex; cytoplasm; nucleus. Gene Ontology annotation, biological process: nuclear-transcribed mRNA poly(A) tail shortening. Lineage: Eukaryota; Fungi; Ascomycota; Sordariomycetes; Glomerellales; Glomerellaceae. The transcript is spliced from 2 exons. Gene Ontology annotation, molecular function: poly(A)-specific ribonuclease activity; protein binding. The record is from RefSeq and is a predicted model, not a curated record. Bases 1 to 2310 code for a protein of 769 amino acids.